Dicrocoelium dendriticum is the source of this 2448-nucleotide messenger RNA. The record is from the annotation of a GenBank genome assembly. Lineage: Eukaryota; Metazoa; Platyhelminthes; Trematoda; Plagiorchiida; Dicrocoeliidae.
CGGCGAUGUAGAAACCGGUGAGAUGCUCUUCGCACACCGGUUAACUAGAGAAACUGUCACUUAGGGAGCAAGAGAUGAUAAAUGAAACCAAAACUCUGUGAGCAUUGCACGAACAGCUGGAGUUACACCCCUUUCCAACUUUCAGGAUUACGUCCAUCAAGCUUCAUCAAGUGUAAGGUUUAUCCAAACGUUGCGCACACCUUUCAUACUGGAUCCGCAAAGGAGAUUAGACACCGCCCACAAUUUUCCACGGCUUCAUGUCUCCCAAUCAAACAGCGGGGACUGAAAUCCGCCUCCUCAUUGUGCCGCUGAUUAAGUGCAAACCCCCAACGACUGAGGUGCAACUAUGCAAAACAAAGUCAGUCGAAGCUCGACCGUGGUCAAUUCCAACCGCUGACGUUCUAGGUAACGGCAUCAUCGAUAUACCACGGUCAGCGCAAUACACGGACUGUUGCCGGGAAGUGGGCUGUCGCAAUACAUCCGACAAAAGUAAAACUUUGCAUCGGUUCAACACUCUGCCCCGAACCUCACAGGGCCACACGAACAGAGGGGUCUGGAACGAUUCUCUGUCCACCGAACAGCUGGCCACAAUGUACCGCCGUGAACCGCCUCCAUUGUUCACAACUCACCCCCAGGCAUCACUCACCGAGCACACCUUACCCACUAGUCACAAUAGUGGUGAUUGUUGCCUUUCGAAACAAAUUAACCUCAUGCGUGACCCAGUUCUGGUCAGACAUUGCAAUCAUUGGCCUCUAGGCGAUCAAAUCACUUGCGGUCAAAUUAGUGUCAGAGGGAGCACAGUUGAUAAAGGAGUUCGCCAGGAAGCAGUACACAGCUCCGAGACAACCGAUCAUAUGGCACAGACUGUCGAGAACCUGGUUGAUCAUCAGACUUCAGCGACCGCGGAGGUUUUGGAGACACGUCUGCAGCAGUUGUACGAACGAAGAAAGCGAAUGUUGUCACAACUGUCCGAUGAAGAGCGAAAGCUUCAUCGGUUAUUAUGUGAGGAAAUGGUACUCACGGGAAUUGGUCCCCAAUCGAAUACUCACCUGGCCAGAGGCAUCAACGCCGGAGCAGGUGACACCUUGUCGGAUGGAUCGGCGCACUCCACAAAGACCACAAGCGAUGCUGUCCGAUCCAGUUGCCUUAUCAGCAAACUCAAGUGGCGCAACUCGCGCCGGUCAAAAAGUGCCCACGAACGUGUCGAGGAUGGUAACACUGUUCAUCGGGCUUUAGAUACACAGGCGACCCAGCCACACUACUUUGUGCCAAAUUCUCUGACCUGUUGUGGCGGUGAUUGUAGCUGGGUACAAUCCGCUCCGCAGAAUGCGGUGAUUGGUAAUGCUUAUGCAGGCAUGGUGUCUACAGGCACCAUCAAAACAUCACACCAAAAAUCAGAUUUCGGAAACCGUUUGCACCAGCAACUACCUUUGAGUGGCACUCAGACAGCUACAGCGCGGUGGAAAGCGAUGCAGUGCGAAGCGACAACAAAUUUAUGCAACCCUUUGCGUAGCGAUUCGUACCAACCGCCAAUUCCAACGAAGGUCAGAGAAUGGACGCUACAGAAAGACGUAAACAAUGGCAGAAUUAUCGAUCUCCGAUUCGCUGACUUGCAUCGGUAUCAGGAAGAAAUACAACCAAACAUCUUGGCUCAGCUUCGAAUGGUAAAGGCAGAUACAGGACAGAAUGGCGCGAAAACAUCUAACAAAACAUACCACGUCACGAAUCAUAAUAGGCUGCUAUUUGAUGCUGCGCUUCAUUCAGUAAAACCUCGUGGAAUACUCAUAUCUCCCUCUCGGUCCAAUUUAGCAGGAACUGACGUAUCGCAGAAUGUGAAAACAAGCUCGAGCUCGGCACAGCACCUUCCCAAAACGCGGCUUGUCUACGAACCGUUUAUUCCGUGUGUGGGUUUACCCGCUCGAGCGAAGUACUCCCAAGAGCAACUUGCACCUGAGACAUGGCCUGCUCUGCAUCCGAGCCGGUCCUCAUUUCAGCCCAGCACACGAGAGACCACGCGUACCGGCGGAGGUAAAUUACGCACCCACGCAUGGCCUUCACGUUACGAUGGCGCCAUAUGGUAUCACGUCCCAUGCAGCCGACCGGAAAGGCGAUCACAGCAGACAGAUGGCCUCGUCAGCACGGAACAAUCGCGUUGGGUGACCAUACCUCAUCACCCACAUGGAACCAUCAUAUCCAACGGACAAUGUGCUCAGUCCCCCUUGAAGGGGUCUGCGGAUGUGAAUGGAUAUGGGGAUGACGCAAUGAAAUACUUUCGUGUCAGGCUGGACCAGCACAAACCGAUGUGAGCUCACUUUCUGUGAAACAGCGGGUGAAAUCAUCCACUUCAUAAAUUCAAAUAUCACUCACUGAUGGCAUCGGAAUCAAGUCAACCAUAUGAUGCCAAAAACCCACAGUUUCAUAUGGGAUUUUCCAAAUUUUAUGAGACCA